Messenger RNA from Darwinula stevensoni, 877 nucleotides. The record is from the annotation of a GenBank genome assembly. NCBI's taxonomy places the organism in Eukaryota, Metazoa, Arthropoda, Ostracoda, Podocopida, Darwinulidae.
AAUAUGGCACCGUAGUGGCACCGCGCAGUAAAAUGCAUAAAAGUGUGUUACUGAUUUUUUAGGCUUGGAUCGACCGAGGAAUGGGCUUCAGGGAUUUAUCUGGGAUCACGAUCGUGGUCUUCAUCGGCAUUGGCGUUCUUGGCUUCCUCAUCUUGUUCAUCUUCGCCAAAAGGCAGAUCAGGAGAUUCACGCUCCGAUCCAGAAAGGGACCUCACGUCCCCGUCGGACAUGGUGCCUCAGGGGGAAUGCAGAAGGAGAUAAACAGGCGUUUGGAUCGGUUGACUGAGAUCUGCUAUGAGCCCAAAUUGCUGUUUGAACCUUCAACUGAGAAGACGGGUGCUUUUUAUCGCAUGAAAGCAGUUGACAGCCUGAAAGUGCUGGAGGAAGAGUUAUGGAAACUGCACCCUAUAACAAGGAGGUACCCUGGGAACAAUGUUCGUGCAUAUUAUCUCAGCCUAUCCUCAGGGCCCCUUUCUAAGGUGGAGGGCCAAGUGAUUCAAGAUUUCAUUACUCUGUAUGAACAAGCUAGAUUCUCCCCUGUUCCAUUUGGAAAAGACAUGUAUUCCACAUUCCAUGCCGCCUGGAAGCAGCUGAGACAGUCUAUUCAUGCCACAAAGCCUGCCAAAAGGAAACAGGUUGAGCACAAGGUGGACAACAGCAUUUGGUAUGUCCCUGCAUCCUCACCCUCAGGGGAAGACUUCUUCCUUGAUGGUCUGGGGUCCGAUGACUCUGCAAUCGAACAGGACCAUAGCUUGAGUUCUGAUAGGGAGAGACGUGAACGUGAUCAAGUUACAACAUGAUCCUCCCUGACACCUCUUUGUGAUACACACCUAGUCACAGUAUUCCUUUCUGGAAAGUUUCAUUUGAUCUUCCUCAG